Molecule: messenger RNA, 1210 nt
Organism: Condylostylus longicornis
Lineage: Eukaryota; Metazoa; Arthropoda; Insecta; Diptera; Dolichopodidae
Gene: eEF5
Product: eukaryotic translation initiation factor 5A
Exons: 4
Coding region: 239-730 (163 amino acids)
Biological process (GO): positive regulation of translational elongation; positive regulation of translational termination
Molecular function (GO): RNA binding; ribosome binding; translation elongation factor activity
Source: RefSeq, a predicted model, not a curated record
UCAAGUUUUACAGAAGAGGCUUAAUUUUUAUAUUAUAGAAGUUCGUACGUGAUUUUUGAAUAUAAUUUUUAAAUACAAAUUAUUUGCCAAUAUAAAAGAAAAUUAGGUAGAGAUAGUUUUAUUUCUAAAAAUACUGAACAUUGUGUGACACUUCCUGGAAAAAGUAACAAGACCGUUCAAGUUUUUUUACAAAUAUAGUAUAUUUGUCAAAUAUAAAACCAAAUAACACGUAGCAAAAAUGGCUGAAGCUGAUCAUUUGGAAGAUACUCACUUCGAAACUGGUGAUUCUGGUGCAUCAUCUAGUUAUCCUAUGCAAUGUUCAGCAUUAAGAAAGAACGGUUUUGUUAUGAUUAAAGGACGUCCAUGUAAAAUUGUUGAAAUGUCUACCUCAAAGACUGGCAAACACGGUCAUGCUAAAGUGCAUUUAGUUGGCAUUGACAUUUUCACUGGUAAAAAAUAUGAAGAUAUUUGCCCAUCUACUCACAAUAUGGACGUACCACAUGUUAAACGUGAAGAUUAUCAAUUGACUGAUAUAAGCGAUGAUGGUUAUUUAACUUUGUUGAAUGAUGGCGGUGAUUUGCGUGAAGAUUUAAAGUUACCAGAAGGUGAUUUGGGCCAACAAAUACGUACAGAAUUCGAUAACGGCAAAGAAUUAUUGUGCACUGUCCUAAAAUCAUGUGGUGAAGAAUGUGUCAUUGCAAUCAAAACUAAUACAGCCUUUGACAAAUAAAACCAUAGAAUAUAAUGAAAAUGUUAAAUGAUGAUAAUAGCACACAACAACAUCAGCAACAAAAAAAAUAUAUUCAAUUAAAAAAAUAACAGCCGAAAUUAUAAGAUUGUAUUUAAAAAUAACAAUUUGUAACAACAAUUUCAACGACAUCAAUCAAUAAGAAUAAAAAACAAAAGAGUAGAUUUCUUCAAUCCAAAAUACAAAAAUCAAAACAAAACAAACAAUUUGCAGCAAAUUAUUGACCUCGUCCCUGUUGCUUAUUACGUUUUUUUUUUUUUUUUUUUAUUUUUUAUAUUAUGGAAAAUAAAUAAGUAAUAUUAAAAUAAAGAUUAUAUAUUUAAUAAAACUAAUAAUUAUUAAUAAAAUAUUAAAGAGAACAACAAAAAAUGGGAAACUCAGAUGAAUUUAUAAUUAUUCAGUUCAGGUGAAAAAUUAGUAUAUCAAUAAAUAAAUAAAUAAAAUAAAUAACCAGAAACGAUA